AUGUCUAGCGUAGCGGCAAAGGCUGUAUUCGUUACAUGCCUUAUCAUAAACGCAAUUCUCUUGUCGCAGAGUCGAUACGGCCAGUCUUAUUACCAGCAGUCCACAAUUUCCCUCUGGAAGCGGAAUUUAACCAUCACAGAGAAGAGCUGUUCUCCUCUAUCCUACGACCUUUCAUCACAAUGCACACAUGUUCUCGAGUCAUGUCCGUCCCCUCAAACCUUUCUAAGCAUUCCGUACCUCUCCCACUACUUCUGCGCUCCCGCUCCCCUCCGUCCUUUCAUCUUCGCCGGAUUGGUCCUCUGGCUGCUAUUUCUAUUCAGUACCCUCGGAAUAUCUGCAUCUGAUUUCUUCACUCCGAACCUCGCCACCAUUGCGACCUUCCUAGGUCUCGAUGAGAACGUCGCCGGUGUCACUUUUCUCGCAUUCGGGAAUGCCUCCCCAGAUGUCUUCAGCACUUUCUCCGCCAUGCGAGCAGACUCAGGAAGCCUCGCAAUCGGAGAACUCCUUGGAGCAGCUUCAUUUAUAGUAAGCGUCGUGGCAGGCAGCAUGUCCAUCAUAAAACCAUUCAAGGUCGAGCGCACCCCAUUCCUAAGGGACGUCGGCUUCUUUACCCUCGCCGUCGUCGUCCUGCUCGUCAUACUCAAAGAUGGCCGCAUUAGAGCCGGAGAGUGCGCAUUGUUGGUCGCCAUGUACGUGUGCUAUGCUGUUAUCGUCGUUGUGGGGAGCUGGUGGGAGCGCCGCCGCGAACGAACGGAGAGGCUUGAAGCUCUCAUUCGAGCAGAAUACGGCGAGGAUGAGACUGUAGUAGAACAAUAUCAUGACGUAGUUACUCCCCCCAAUGACACGCUUACCGUGCCCCUCUCCCCACCAAUACGACACCGGGCAUCAUCAUGCCCCCAGCCCCCCCGACUUUCACUCACAACACCUUCAUAUCCUCGCCCGAUGUCAUCCUCUUUCCACGCACAGUCCCCCGGCACGCGUACUCCCUCGCCCCUGAGUUCACCUCACCUCUCCCAGAUGCCCUCCUUCUCACUGGUCGGCGCCCUCGAGUUCAGGCAGGUCGUGGCGAGCCUACAAGCUCACGCUGCUUCGAGCAGCCUGUCCAUCUUCGACAGCCCCAUCACCCCCUACGCCGGUGGCCACUACCACCGACAUGGCGGGAGCCAUACAAGCCGCACUCCAUUGAGCGAGGAGGACCCUUGGGACGCAACUAUAGGAGUGCCUCUGGACGAGCGCAGUCCGAGGCUGCUUGUUAAUGACAUCAUUGCAGAGGGCCACGAGCCAUCCCAAUCAUCGUCCAUGAUCCACGUGCCGACACACACCUCUUCCUCAGUUUCACCUAUACCAUCCAUCUCGCACACCCCUGCAUCACCGACCGAUGCCGCAUCCACGACAACGACAGAGGUAGAGCCGUAUGUCCCGCCCACAAAACUCCAACGUGUAUGGCGGGUCGUGAAAAAGACAUAUUACAUCCUCUUCCCUGCACUGCACCACUUUAGAGAAAAGAAUGCGCUAGGGAAAAUAGCGAGUCUGCUUGCCGCGCCUGCGGUGAUGGCGCUGACGCUGACUCUACCUGUGGUCGUGGUCCCAUAUGACUCCAACGGAUCCGGAUCGGAGAAACUGCACAAGCGUCAUCAUAGCGCCGGCGAGGAUGGUCGGUUGGUAGACUUUGAGGAAGACGGCAUCGAACGUGCGUUGAUUGCGGAGGAAGUAAUGCAGCCGGAUCUGCACGAGAUCGAAUUUAACAAAUGGUUGAUGGCUGCGCAAUGCGUGCUAGGCCCUUUGUUUUGUCUAGGGGUACUAUUUCAUGAGGCGGAUCACUUUGCGUUCCUCGCGUUGGGAACGGCCGUGUGUGGACUUGCAGUUGCUGCACUUGUGCUCGUGUUUGCGGAUGGUAGAAGCCACCCCACUGCACGUAUGGCGCGGUGUAGCAUGGGUUUCUUGGUUGCGAUCGCAUGGAUUAUGGCAAUCGCCGACGAGGCUGUCAAUGUAUUACAGACAUUUGGCUUCAUCUUUGGACUCUCGGAUGCCAUAAUUGGCCUUACGAUCUUCGCAGUGGGCAACUCCCUCGCAGACCUCGUAGCCAACAUGAGUGUAGCUGUCUUCGCCCCAAUCAUGGGCUUCUCCGCAUGCUUCGGCGGGCCUAUGAUCAAUAUCCUCCUCGGCGUCGGUAUCUCCGGCUCCUACGUGAUUUCUAAAGCUGGCGGCGAGCCAUACACGCUACAUUUCUCACCUACGCUUAUGAGCAGUACGUUUGGCUUACUGGCGCUUCUCGUCGCGACGCUGGUCAUUGUCCCGCUGAACGGGUACAUGUUGACGCGUACAUGGGGAUUCUGUUUGGUGGGCGCGUAUUUCGUGAUCAUGGGGGUGAAUUUAUGGGUGGAGCUGAGCUGGUAG
Suillus clintonianus is the source of this 2397-nucleotide messenger RNA. Its product is annotated as Sodium/calcium exchanger protein-domain-containing protein. Gene Ontology annotation, biological process: transmembrane transport; intracellular calcium ion homeostasis; monoatomic cation transport. NCBI's taxonomy places the organism in Eukaryota, Fungi, Basidiomycota, Agaricomycetes, Boletales, Suillaceae. The record is from RefSeq and is a predicted model, not a curated record. Bases 1 to 2397 code for a protein of 798 amino acids. The transcript has 5 exons. Gene Ontology annotation, molecular function: monoatomic cation transmembrane transporter activity. Gene Ontology annotation, cellular component: membrane.